CCACCGAUUUCAUCAACUUUCUUCAUGAAACUUCCUAUAAUUCAUUUGAAGAUGUGGUGGGCUGUUUGUGCGGAGUUGGAGACAUGGAGACUGUUGGCUUGAGGUGGAAAAAAAGGGACAUUCAAAUUGUUACUGAUUACGCUAGCCUCUUUCUAUUGAUUUUCUUGCUGCCAGUUGUAGAGGCUUAAUCUGAAACUGUUUGAAAUCAGGGAGAGCACGAGGAGAAAUAUAAAUAGAUAAUGGCAAAACCUUCCCAACCACCUCAAAAUGGGAAGGGGGAGAUGAAAGAGAUUGAUACUGCGAAUGCCAGCAACAAUAACGAGAGCAGCAAAAAGAAGGCGACAAGAAAGUUGCCAAGCCCGAAAGAGCUUGUAUCACACUAUGAAUCGCAAGGUAUGGACUCCCAAGAAGCUUCCUUUAAGGUCAUUGACGACCUCCAGGGUGCUCUCUUCAGGAUGGUCAGCUCUUCUCGAAAUGACAAGAAUCGCAAUAAUAGGAACAUGUCAUCUGAAACCUCCAGAAAGUUGGAUGUCAUAAACGCUCGACUGCUCAGCCUUGAUAUGAAAGUUGACUCCAAGCCAGGCUACCCUCAAACGCUUGCCAUUGGAUUGGCCUCUGGUGGCCUUCUUCAAGUGCUCCCUCGUGUUGCAAGUUCGGUUGUCCAAAUUUGGAAUACUGUUAGAAGUGCUACAAACUCAACCAGUCAUAGGUCAUAAAUCUUGUUGUUUAGCAUGUUUGCUUCUAGUCAGGGUACAUCUACUUUUGAAGUAGGAAUUUUGAUUGCCGAAAACUAGAAUAUUGUUCUGUAGGGGCCUUUCUUCAUUACGAAUAUUGUGAAACCUUUAUUGAGUUGAGGUUCUGUCAGAAACAGCCUCUUUACCUUCACAAGGUAGAGGUAAGGUCUACGUACACACUACCCUUCCUAGAUCCCACUUGUGGGAUUACACUGGGUUUGUUAUUGUUAUCGUUGAAUGUUGUGCAACCUAGUGUCAUGAAUCUUAGCAUGUAUCGCAUUUUUGGCUGUUAAUGCCAACUACUAGUUCUAUUCUUAUUCUAUUGCCAGGUUCCUGGAGUAUCAGUUAAGGUAUA
Messenger RNA from Nicotiana tabacum (common tobacco), 1089 nucleotides. NCBI's taxonomy places the organism in Eukaryota, Viridiplantae, Streptophyta, Magnoliopsida, Solanales, Solanaceae. The record is from RefSeq and is a predicted model, not a curated record.